Linum trigynum is the source of this 1104-nucleotide messenger RNA. NCBI's taxonomy places the organism in Eukaryota, Viridiplantae, Streptophyta, Magnoliopsida, Malpighiales, Linaceae. The record is from the annotation of a GenBank genome assembly.
AUGAUAGUUUGGAUUCAGUUAGCGGCGUUAAAGGUCCAUUUUUAUCACCGAGAAGUUCUGACUUCACUGGGGAAUCUCAUCGGGCGCACAAUUAAAUUGGACUUUCAUACGAUGAAUCGGCAGCGGAGGAAAUUUGCUCGCCUGGCGGUGGAGAUCGACAUGUCGAAACCUUUGGUUCCUCGGAUCUAUCUGGACGAUCAUUGGCAAAAAGUGGAAUAUGAGAACCUCCCUGUCGUGUGCUUCGAGUGCGGGAAGGUGGGUCACAAAGCCGACAACUGCCACAAAAUCCGACCGGCGGUCUCACCGAAUCAACCACCACUCGCCGGCGAUCACAGAGUGGCCACACCAGUGACCGUUGCAGAUGAGGUGAAUCCAGGAUUUGGGCCAUGGAUGCUUGUUUCCAAAAGAAGUCGGCGUAAUUCUGGGGAUCACAUCAAGAAAGGAAAGACGGAGCAAGGUUUAGGGGACGGGAUCAAAGGGUUGAGCAAUAAAAAUGGGAAAGGCGGGAUCAGAAUAAUGGAGAAAGGAAAAGAGGAUCUCGGGGCGGCGACCACGGCGACAAACCGGGAGGAUAGCCAACGACCUCUACCUCAGGAAAGGAAAGGGAGUAUCUAUCGGAAGGAGGCGUCGGCUGCCUCUUCCGCUGCCAAGGAGGCUCACAAGGGAAAAGAGGUCUUGGCAGAAAAAACGACUUGGGGCAAGGGGGUUUUGGGCUCAGGCCCAUCUCAAGAUACCAACAGGUUUAAUGGGGCUAGGCCCACUUCCGAAAUUAACUGCACCUCCAGCUUAGGACAUGCAAACAGGCCCGAUGCUUCGGUCUAUGGGACCAUCAACCACUCAAGCCCAUCUCCGCCCCUGGGCGGUCUCUCUUCAGUGGGCCAGACCUCUGGCUCCUCUGUCCCUCACUCAGUUGAAGCCAUAAUUGGGCCUAACGAGACCAGAAUGCAGGUGGUUGCGUUGCCUUCCUCUCCAAAGAGACUUCGACAGGCGGAAGGGAGUCCUCCAUCGGCGGCCGAGCGGACGAAGAGCAAAAAAGGGGGUCGGCGGCAGUCAAAGAAGGGAACCCCGGUGAAGCUUCAAGCGUCCAAGGCCCUGCAAGUCUAG